Messenger RNA from Eruca vesicaria subsp. sativa (arugula), 4502 nucleotides. The record is from the annotation of a GenBank genome assembly. NCBI's taxonomy places the organism in Eukaryota, Viridiplantae, Streptophyta, Magnoliopsida, Brassicales, Brassicaceae.
AGAAAAUAAAAGAAGUGAAAGUUGUCAGAAGAAGCUCUCUCUCUAUCUCUCAAGAGCUUCACAUUCUAUAUAUCUUCUAGAGAUAUUAAAAAAAAGGGAAAAGCUCUUCUUCAAUUUUGGGCAAAAAAGAAAGAUUGCAUUUUUAUUGCAAAAAAACACCAUUGUCUUCACGACACAGGUUUCUCUGGAUUUGAGAUUGUUAUAGAGGUAAUCUCUAUAAUCUGUUGAAGGAUUCACAUUUUGGUCUAUAGGAAGAGAAGUUUUCACUGUGUGAAGUGAAAAAAAAAUGAAGGGUGAUAGUAUUCUUGACUAUGCUAUAUUCGAGCUUUCGCAUAAACAUUCACGAUGCGAACUGUUUGUAUCGAGUAAUGGAGAAACAGAGAAACUGGCUUCAGGACUGAUCCAACCUUUUGUGAAUCAUCUGAGUGUUCUUGCAACACAAUCAUUGUUUAGAGCUGAAGUAGAAAAAAGCCAAAAUGGGAAAUCUUGGUUCACAAGAAGAACACUCGAGAGGUUUGUUCAAUUUGUUAAUGGUCCAGAAGUUUUGGAAAGAGUCGGUACGAUUGAUUUGGAGAUGUCACAGUUGGAAGCAGCUCGGACAUUAUAUUCUCAGGAUGAUGGAGGCGUAACGGAUGCUACAAAGAAGGAGCUUUCAAGAGCUAUUGAUUUAAGACUUGAGGCAAUCAAGAAGGACUUAACCACAGCGAUUACUCAAGCCUCAGCUAAUGGUUUUGAUCCUCAAACUGUCUCUGAUCUCCAACGUUUUGCUGAUACAUUCGGCGCUCAUCUUUUGAACGAAGCAUGCGGAAAAUUUAUAUCAUUAUGUCAAAGAAGACCAGACCUGAUCAAGAAAAACUUGACUACCAAUACACAAGCAUCAGUCAAUGAAACAAACAUCAGUCAAGUUCAACGUAGUAAGACUGAAGAAGAGGUGAAAAAAGAUGAGAGUGUGGAUGAAUCCUCCACGGUUAAGACCACUCAACAUACAAGGAGGCUCAGCGUGCAAGACAGGAUUAAUCUCUUUGAGAGCAAAAAGACGGAAGAUUCAAACUCUGCAGGACACAAACCGGUGGUUGUUGCUAAAUCCACCACAGAGUUGAGGAGACUUUCCUCUGAUGUCUCAUCAGCUGCUCCUGUUGUAUUCCCUCAGAAAUCUGUCUUGAGAAGAUGGAGUGUUGUUAGUGACAUGAGCUUUGAUUUUACAUCGGAUAACAAGAAGUCUGACGGUAGUGGCAACGAAGAAGGUCCCUUGAGUAGACCAUCGUCUGGUAAUCCUGAUGCCACUGUGCCAAGCGAGCCUGAAGAGAACAGUAAAAAGGAUGAUGUUGAUGAUGUGUCUUCUACUAAAUGUGAUGAAAACCAGUCUGAUGGUGAUGAUUUGAGGCAGCAGGAAGAGGAGAGAUAUGCUUCCAAGCCCCACAAUGUGGCACAACCAUCAGUUAUGUUUCCUCGACAUUCGCGGUCUCGAUCAGCCCAUAUAGGAGAUGGUAUUGAUUUCAAAAGUGAUGAACUUCAACCACAAAGCCGGAAGAAAGAGGUGAUAUUAUCAGACAAGCAACCUGCCUUAACAAUCUUGACAAAACCAGUUUCUGCAGGGUCUGGACAGAGACACAUAUCAUCUGGUGUAGAGAAUGAUCUUGAGGUUAAUCUUGUGAAUACAGAUUCAGCUGCUGGAAAAAUCAACAGUAGUAGAGUUCGUGCAACAUCCGUGGAUCAUAUGCAGAGAACAAGAAGCUCUCAAGAGGUUAACGAUGUGUUGAAAAUGAAGGCAAAUGACCUUGAGAAGAUUUUCGCGGAGCAUAAACGACGGGGUGUUCGUGAAGAUCAAUCAGCUGGUGAUGUAAAAGACAACAAGAAUGUUGUAAUGCAUCGGAAUGUAUCUGAUUUAAGCUAUUCAGAUGAUGCCAAAGGCAAGUUAUAUGAGAUUUAUAUGAAGAAAAGGGAUGCGAAGCUGAGAGAAGAAUGGAGUUCAAAAGAAGCUAAGUUGAAGUCAAUGCAAGAAGCUCUUGAGAGAAGUAGAACCGAGAUGAAGGCUAAGUUUUCUGCUGCAUCCGAGAAGAGACAGGAUUCUAUAUCAAGUACACGUCAACGUGCAGAGAAACUUAGAUCUUUUAAUACUCGGUCAAGUAUGAAGAAGUUUCAGCAUCCUAUAAGCUCAUUACAGAGCGAAGAAGAAGACGUGAAAGAUAAGCCAGUCACUGGAAAGAGUGCUUCCAGGAGCUCUCAAGUUAGGAAGGCCCCAUCACCAAACCGGAGCUCUCGAGUCUCAAAACCAUCAGGUAAAGUUUCAAACACUAACAUUGCUCCCGGAAGAGGGAGAAGAACAACAGAGGUUAAUCCGGUUGCACAAUCUUCUAUUCCCAAUUUCUCUGAUCUUAAGAAAGAAAACACAAAACCAUCUUCUCUACCUGUCAGAAACCCUCCUAUGAUGCGAACACAGGUGAGAAGUGGUAACAAGAAGACUACAAAGGAAGAUAUACCGUCUCCUGUUAAGCCCCGGAGACCGAGAUCACUAAGGAAAAGCUUCUCUGCCAACAUAGAGUUCACUGAACUUACAACUCUCUACUCUGAUGAGAUGCUGAACAAAGAGAUGAAUGAGAAACAGAACACUGACAUUGAUGACGCACCAGAGAACUUGAGGAAUGAAGAGUUUGAUGAAAUUGAAUCUGAGGCAGAAGAAGAAGUGAAACAAGUUGUGGAGAAUCCUGUGAAUGAAGAAGAGGAAGCUAGAGAAAUAGUUGUGGAUAUUAUUGAUGAAAAGACUUCACUUAGUGACAAAGCUGAGAACUCCUCAGAGGAUGAUGAAAAUGUCACUUGCGUGAGGUCAAUCUCUCAGGUAGACUUACCGAUGAACACUACUCUACCUUCACCCUUCCAGCAUCACCUCACCUCGUUAAUGGAUUCACCUAGUGAGAGUCCCCUCUCAUGGAACUCAAACUUGCAACACGCUUUCUCUUAUCCUCACGAGCAUUCAGAUGCUGAUGCUUCAAUGGAUUACUCUCCCAUGGGAAGUCCUGCUUCUUGGAGUUCAAGAAUGAGAAAGAAAUGGGGAACAACAACUCAGAGUCCUACUAUUGUUUCAAACUCGUCACCACUCCACUCUCGGAAAGAUUUAGCAAAAGGGAUCAAACGUUUGCUUAAGUUUGGAAAGAAAACUCGUGCAGCUGAUAGUCUGAUGGAUUGGGUUUCUGUAACAACAUCUGAAGGUGAUGAUGACUUUGCUUAUCGAUCAUCUGAUGAGUUAAGGAAAACAAGAAUGGCAUCUUCGCAGAGUCAGCAUUCUGAAGAUGAACAAGGGAGCUUUAAAGCGAAAGAUGGCGAGUUUAAGAAAUCAUUCUUCUCACUCUCUACAUUCCGUAGCAAAGGAAACGACUCGAAGCCAAGAUAACAGGAAAAAAAAAGAACAAAACCAAUCUGUGUUUUCAUUUACAACAACACAAGUACAAAGUUUGUAAUGUUGAAACAGAGUUACAGUCCUUGAUAUGAUUUGAGUACAUUAUUGUUGUUUUUUUUUAAUAUUUAAAUGAGAUAAACAUAUUUUUGAAACACUGAAAAGUAUAUAUAAAUCUUCCCAACAGAGUUGUUUUUAAUCCAACAUAGCUUAUGAAUGUUAAAACAGAUAUCUUUUGAUCAUAUAACAACAACACAGUUUUUGUUUCCGUACACAUCACAACAAAGUAGUUAAAUAAGAAGGCAAGUUAAAGAAGUCUACAAUCAUUCUUCAUGUCCUAAUCUUCAAAGUCUUCAAGACAGAAGCUGUAGUUAAACGACCGUUGCAUCUUCAAAACAAGAGUAAAAAAGGUUCUCAGGUCAUAUUUCAUAAUCUCCAAACAUUGAACACAAGAUAUACUAUGGAAACAAGUUACCUUGGGAUUCACUCAAAACCAGUUGCAUCUUCUCUAAACUAGAACUACCUCGAAAGAGGUCAAUGCGCCACUUGGACCGUAGAUAACUACUACUGAUUUGAUAUUCCUUCAUAUCAAGUCCUACGAAAGUUACUGAUAAGAAAUUUAUUUUCUUCACCACCAUCUUGAUUCCAACAUCAAAAAACAAUAAAAACAAAUCACAUGUCAGAAUAUGAACUUAUAAAAGGGCUAUUAAAGUAAUUACUUACUUCCACUCCAUCGUUUAUACAUUUUUCGCCAACAGCAUACGGAUGGCGAAAGAAAAACAACAUGGUUGACUGGAGAAUCAAACUCCAUUGCUGAGAAUGUUUUAUAGCACGUAGCACCAGAAAAACAAAGAACGUGUAGAUCAUGGAUCCGAAUACGCCUAGCAUUAGGUACACGGGAACAAUUGCUACUACAUCUGCUAUCACAGCAAUUAGGAAGACUGUGAUCCUCAUAGUGUUCAUUAUAGAGUCUGUGUCUUUCAGUGACAAGACAAGAGACAUCUCUAGCCUGUAAGCAUACACCUAUAGAAUACAGAACCAUAACUUAAAAUAGUUUCCAAAGGAAAGUUCAUUAAUAUCAAACUUUUUUUUUGAGUUUUUACCAUAAAAU